UUCCUAAAUAAAAUGAUUUAUUCCAGUAGGUCGUAACGUAAGGCAUAAAAUCAGAAUAGGCCUAUUUAAAGAGCAUUGCAAGCACACCACAAAUGAUAUUAUUCCAAGUUUGUUAAAAAAGGGUGCAUUGAGAAGAUAUUGACAUAGCUUAAAAUGGAGAAAAAACAUACAUUCACAACCAUUGAAUAAACGAAUGAAUAAACUUUAAUAAAGAAAAAAGUAAACACGCCCCUUUUUAAACCAUCGUCAUUCUUGUGCGACAGAAACCGACCUGUCAGCAGUGUUGCCAGAUUGGCCAGAUUUCCCGCCCAAUCUGACGACCUUGGCUGAGGCGCUCUGCAUCCAGGCAGUGUUGCAAACUGGCAACACUGCCUGUCAGCCAAUCAAGAAAUACGAACAGCCCAGAUCCGCGAGAAGCACAAGAGUAUCGAUCACCCGCGGUAGGACGAGCGUUAUGCUUUCAAACACUUAACACGUUUCUACAGAUUAUUACACAUUACUGGGACCUAAAUGAUCACAGUGAAAGUGUGUAUAAAUGAACUUAGUGUUAAAAUUAGCCUCAGUUUUUGUGCGUGUUACCUAGUUGUUUACCAGAAGGCUAGUGUUUGCUAGCCAGGCCUAGCCAGGGCCCUGCGACGAUCAACUCCCUGCAUCGUAAAGUUGACCGACGUCGUUUUAAAAUUGAAAGUGACAACCCAUGAAUUAAAUGCGGAUAAAAAUACGUGUUUUUCUCCCUCCCUGCACCCCCGCUGAAGCAUUUCCGCGGCCAUAACGAGAUCGUUGUAGAGUAGUAGUACGCUAGGAAACUAUACGGCGUAAGCGCAAAAACCUGCUAACGUUAGCCUGCAAAUAAUAACCGAAAUAUCACCAUGACUUCCAGAAGAGGAGGUUAUGCCGGUGGAAUGGAUUCAUCUGCGUCUAGUAGUAGUGUGGUUAACAGUGGAAACCGAAAACAAAGCAUCAUCAACGUCCCCAAUCGGACUGGGUCGGAGUCUUGCUACGAUCGGAAAGUGGACAAGACUGGGUACGGUUCGCAGGGCAACAUGACUGUCACAUCCCUAAAAUCACGCCUGGCCCCCACUAUUCAAAAUGCCAUGUCUGCCGCAGUGGACACUGUUCUUGGCGAGGUGGUCCUCGUUUUAAACGAGACACAACAAGAGUUGUUCAACAAGGAGCAGGAAAACGAGAGACUAAAGGUUCGCCUGGAAGUGUCCGAGCGAGAACUGAAGACACUGCAGGAAUGUUUGUGCAGUGCUCAGAAACUGAUUGAUCAACUUCAGAUAUCUUACCCGGGCUCUCAAACUCAGUCUGUUUUCGCACCGUCGCUGUCUUCCUUGACGUCUAUGAAUACGGGAAUGGACCGAGAUCACCAGAACUCUCGGAACGUGAACGGGUCCGGCGUGGACUUGGGUCUAGGUGGCUCCGUGGACGACUCACUCCACGGUUUCGAACCACGAGAUGACUAUAAGAUGUGCCAGCUGUCAAUCCAACCCGAUGGAUCUGUGACAAACCACUCACUGGACGCCUACACCAACACGGCCCACAUGAUCAACGAUUCAAAUAGACAAGAUGAACGGCAGUCCCAGCGAGGCAGCGGCUCCGGGUUUGAGAUCAAAGAGGAGCAAGGUUUGACCCCAGGCAACGGCCAGUCUUCCAGGAAGGACCAGGGGUUGACCGGGGACGACGGAGAGGCAUCUGGCCACAACGUUGGUGACCUUGGCUAUGGCCAGGGAGAGGACGGGGGCUCCCAGCGGUCCUUCACCUACCCUCUUCGUCACCCGCGGCCUGUGAGACCCCGCACGGUCCCCCAGAAUCAGGGCGCGCUGGACGUACAGAAGGGCGCCGUAAGGACUGUCCCCGGAAGGGUGGACGGUCUGUCCCCGGCCCGGGCGGAUGACAACGCCGGCCCCUCUGCGCCCGACCUGACGGUGGAGGUCUCUGCCGACCGCCCCCACCACUGCCUGGAGUGCGGCAAGACGUUCCGCCUGAUCUCCAGCCUGAAGAAGCACAUCCGCAUCCACACGGGCGAGAAGCCGUACCCGUGCGGCGUGUGCGGCCGGCGCUUCCGCGAGUCGGGCGCGCUCAAGACCCACCUGCGCAUCCACACGGGCGAAAAGCCCUACUCGUGCUCUGAGUGCGGCAACAGCUUCCGCCACCUGGACGGCCUGCGCAAGCACCGGCGCACGCACACGGGCGAGAAGCCGUACGUGUGCGCCAUCUGUGGCAAGCGCCUGAGCCGCCUGCAGCACCUGAAGCACCACCAGCUGAUCCACACCGGCGAGCGGCCGUGCUGCUGCCCCUUCUGCAACCGCACCUUCAAGGAGCCGGCCGCGCUGCGCAAGCACGUGCGCACCCACCGCGAGGAGGCGGGGCACCUGGCCAUGGGCCCCGCCGAGGAGGUGGACCCCGACGCAAUGGACGACAUCAACAGCCUGCACCCCGCCGCCCCCUCCCCCCAGAUGAGGUUUGGCGAGUGGGGCGGGGAGGAGGACGAGACCUCAGUGGUGGACUGUGUUUAGGGCCACGCUCCACCCCCCCUCCCCCCCACCCCCUCCGAAGCUACAAAAAAAAACGUAUGCUCCAUCUAGUGACAAAACUAAAAUAUCGUUCAAAUUGUCUUCCUAUUGUUUUUACAAACCUGGCCAUCAUGGAAGAGUUUUGAUUCUCUCGAGUCCCACAUUCUGGCUCAUCUAACCCCAGCUUUGGAGUGUUCUUUUAUCAGGGUAGUCCAUUUGCGUUUGCCUUUUUCAUUUUGUAUUGUAGAUGUGAACGUAGUUCUGAAUAUGCUCUUUGUGUUUUGUUCGAGAGCCAACAGUUUGAAGUAGCUGUUCUCAUGGCCACUGUGUGUGUGUGUGUGUGUGUGUGUGUGUGUGUGUGUGUGUGUGUGUGUGUGUGUGUGUGUGUGUGUGUGGGAGCAUCGAGAGCAGCUGCUGUUGGGUCAAUGUUUUUAGUGGCAGAGCAGAGAUAUGCCAUCCAUGGUAGUAGCAGGUGCAUAGACAUCACCCUCAGCCAGUGAGGGGAGCUGCACUGGGGGCAGCUGGUUGGAUGUCUCUCCCUGGUUGGCCUGGGAGCCAAGGUGUGAUGGGGAGGUUUGACACACAGGAUGGAUGGAUUGACGGAUGUAAUAUGACCUUAUCAACUUUUAAGUUUCCACAAGCCUUUAUCAAGGUGUGGCCCGAGUAUAGCCUGUUGGCGUGUUUGCGGGAAGCACAGCCUUUCUUCAGUGUUGAUGCAUUAUGCCCUCAUCUGUUAGCCUCAUCCUUUAUAUUUUAAAGAUCUGCACAUUCAAAGGCUUCUGCUACAGAAUGUGAUGGGGACUGUUCAUUGGUGUGGAUAAGGGCAAAUGUAUUAUUUCUUCUAUCUAUCUUGUAAAACAAUCUUGGCAUUCAGACUGUGGAAAUAAAGGUAGAAUUUCAUUGUACAACUGAGAACAUCUCUUUUGUGCAUAUGACACAUAUAACACUUUGAAUUGAAUUGAAUAAGAUGUGUGGCAUCAACAUGCAGCAUUCAGAGAAAUAAAAACGACUUGUUGCCAUCCAUUGACCCUAGCUAAUUUGACUGAUGGAUGGUGGUCCUUUUUGGUCAGCUGGGAUUCGGUGUUGAGAUGGACCCUGUGAAAUUACGCUGAAUUCACUGCCCCUGCUCGACCAGCAGCUUUAUUCUGUCUGCCUCAAAAUGUCAAUCUGACGCAACUGGUCUUAAAUUCCAUCUGUCAAAAAUGUUGACGGAUGGAAAGGAUUGUCGGUUAUGUUGAGUCAAAAUGACCGACCAUCCUAGAAAUUAUUUGUGAAACUUUAUGUUGUGCCACAAGUUUGUAAUCUGCCGCACUGUGGUGAGGGGACAAGUCCAUUUUUCAUCACAGGCUAACGCUACAAAACUCUGUUUUACCAUUUUUCUGUAUUUGAUAACCAUGUAUUAACGAAUGGCAUUCCUUUCUUUUUUUUUUUUUACAACCAGUAUUUCAUAUUCAACAAAUGUAAUGGCUCAAUGUUUCUAAGAUUUUAACCCUCCAAAGUUGCGGCCAUUAGCCGAGCCGCAUUGGCGCAUGCAUGUCUAAUCAUUCCCAUGGCACCAACUCUAGGUGAGCUGACUCUGUACAUAAGAAUGUGACUUACAACACCCUUUCCCCCUUAGCCCAAGUAUUGCCCAUUGGUCUACGACUGUACUGUAAAUAUGUAAUCUCCUGUAUCUUCUUUCCAAUGGCAAAGCUUUUGGGCAUCAGAACAAGCAGCAAAGGAACAUUUCUCUCUGCCUCUCUGAGAUAUAGAUCUACCAUUAUACACGCUACUUUAAUGAGCUUAAUGUAAUUGUUUAAAUGAGAACAAUAUGUACAUACAUUUACUAGUGUGUGCCCUUUUUUAUAUGGGUUCAACUAUGAAACAUGUCUCUAUACUAGGAACUUUGCCACGGUUGUCCUUACCCCCUCUUAACUAACUUAACUUCUUUUUGGUUCAAGCACAUUCUGGGGAGCUUUGCAUGAAUUUACUUUAAAGUGAUCUAUUUCAGUCCUGAAUCUGGUGUUUACUGAAUGAAUUUUUCAUGCCUCUGUGCUCCAAAUAUUUUCCCAUAUAAGUCAACCCUUUUGCCUAAAUGUUGUAUAUUAAAGGGCAUUUGUUUAUACA
Molecule: messenger RNA, 4622 nt
Organism: Gadus morhua (Atlantic cod)
Lineage: Eukaryota; Metazoa; Chordata; Actinopteri; Gadiformes; Gadidae
Product: zinc finger protein 697
Exons: 2
Coding region: 870-2519 (549 amino acids)
Biological process (GO): regulation of transcription by RNA polymerase II
Cellular component (GO): transcription regulator complex; PcG protein complex; chromatin
Molecular function (GO): RNA polymerase II cis-regulatory region sequence-specific DNA binding; DNA-binding transcription factor activity, RNA polymerase II-specific
Source: RefSeq, a predicted model, not a curated record